AUGGUGGGGGCGGGACCUCGAGUUUCGGGAGCGCUCGGAGCGCGGGGAACCUCCGGAGGCGGGAGCUGUCGGAGCGCCGGGGACCCCGGGUCCCGGAGCGCGGGGGUCCUCGGAGCGCGGUGGCCCCGGGUCCCGGAGCGCGGGGGUCCUCGGAGCGCGGUGGCCCCGGGUCCCGGAGCGCGGGGGUCCUCGGAGCGCGGGGGUCCUCGGAGCGCGGUGACCCCGGACCCGGAGCGCGGGGGACCCCGGAGCGCGGUGACCACGGAGCACCCGAGCCCAGCUGUGGCCGCGCCCGUGCGCCUCCGAGGCUCUGAGCGCUCCGGCGGGGCUCAGCACGCGGAAGCUCGGGCCGGGCUCGGGGUGGGCCGGUCCCCGCGGAAGGCUGCGGGCCGCGGGCGCUCCAGGUCGUGUCUGCCCCCCCACGCUCGCGAAGCCCCCCCCCCCCCGUUCAGGCCCUGGGCGCUCCCUUCCCCCACCGCGCUGCCCGCUGAGUCACCUUGCACCCCCGCCCCAACAGGCAGGUACGGCCCGACAGGUGAGUGGGUGAGGCCACGAGGGCACACGGUGCCCCUCCCGCAGGGCGGUCCUGGACGCCCGGGGCCCAGACGCCCCCGCCCCCGCCCCGGCCGAGCUGGCAGGUGCGGCGUGACCUCGCGCCACCCCCCGCCAGGCCUGUGCCUGGGCUGCUGGGGAGGGCGCGGGAGGGCGCGGUGUAGGGCGCGGGCCCCGCCGGGAGGGCUCCCCGACCGCGCCACCGCCGGCCUCACCCCCUCACGGGCCGCACUGCGCGCCCACGGCAGGCCGGGUCCACACGGGCAGUCUCCGGUGGAAACGGGAGAGGAGGGGGCUGGAGGCCGGGCAGGGCGGGGUGACCCCCGAGCGCAGCCUGGGGCUGGGGCUGGGGUGGCCCCUCCCCUUGAGCCGGACCGGCCCCGCGGGGGGGCGCGCGGAGCGUGGGACGCGGGCGCGGGGGGCCCAGACGGCAGCGGGUUUGGCGGGAGAGCAGGGUGCGGGCCCUCGCCAAACGGGCCGGGGGCCUCAGGACCCCUCCUGUUCCCGGAACCAGAGCACCGGCGCCAUCCGAAGCCUGAAGCCCGGGAGCUGUGCCACCCGGCAAGUUGCCUGACCCCCCUGUGCCUGCACUGCCCCCCCAGUGCCCAGGGCACCAUAGUUACAACAGCUUCCUCCAAAAGCGACCGUGACCUGCCCCACAUGAGGUCAGGCCUCCCUCUGGCUGCCCCGAUAAGGACCUUGGUGAUCACAGAGACAGUGUGAGCAGGGGAGGGGCAGAGGGAGAAGCAGCCUCCCCCCUGAGCAGGGAGCCCGCCGUAGGGCUCGAUCCCAGGACCCGGAGGUCAUGACCUGAGCCGAAGGCAGACGCGUCACUGUCGGAGCCCCCGGGCGCCCUGGCCGUGGCUUCAGUACAGAUCUUGCUAAAUGAGCCCCUGGCCCCUAGACCUGUGACAACCACCCGUGAACGGAGGUUCAUAUGGAUUCGGUGACAAUGUGUCCCCAAAUGUCAGUCGGGACCCUCUAGAGAACAGAACCAACAGGCUGUGCCGUAGAUACAGUGAAACUCAGCGCGAGGAAUUGCCUGGGGUUGUGGAAGCUCGACGAACCCAACACGUCCGGGCUGCGCCGGCCGCCAGAGACAGGGGAGCAGGGGUCCCCGGGGUCCCCGGGCGACCUGCUGAAGGGCUCCCUGCUCCGAGGAGCUCAGCCUGGUGGCACUCGGACCUUCAGUGGUGGGUGGACGCCCACGGUCGCAGGCCGGCGGGGCUGCUGUAACAAAGUGUCACCCGAUGGCUUCUAAACAACGCACUGCUCCCCGUUCGGGAGGCUGGAGGGCUGAGGUCCGGGUCCCGGCGGAGCCGGGUGACAGGCCUCCUCCUGGUCACACACUUGUCAUGCAUCCUUCAGGGCCAAGGAGCGCCCGGGCCUCGUUGACAAGGGCACCCACCCUUGGGAGUCGUGUCCCAGAGGCCCCCUGGGGUGCGGCACCCACCCAUGCUAUGGAAGGUCGUCUGCUUCCCUCAGGGUCCGACGGUUGAAACAGCAACCUCAUCCAAAAACACCUUCACGGAAACAUCCAGAAUAAUGUUUGAACAAGCGUCUGCGCCCCGUGGCCCAGCCAUGGCAAACAUAAAAUUCGCCAUUACGGCGAAUGUUCUACUUCAAGAUACUCUUUAAAAAGAUCCUCAGAGGGGCUGCCCGGGGGGCGCAGCGAUUUAGUGCCGCCUCGCCCAGCACGGGAUCCUGGGGUCCUGGGAUCGAGUCCUGCGUCGGGCUCCCGGCAUGGAGCCUGCUUCUCCCUCUGCCUGUGGCUCUGCCUCUGUGUCUCUUAUGAAUAAAUAAAAUCUUAAAAAAAUAAAAAAGAA
Molecule: messenger RNA, 2378 nt
Organism: Nyctereutes procyonoides (raccoon dog)
Lineage: Eukaryota; Metazoa; Chordata; Mammalia; Carnivora; Canidae
Product: translation initiation factor IF-2-like
Exons: 6
Coding region: 1-1275 (424 amino acids)
Source: RefSeq, a predicted model, not a curated record